UGUUUGCUGUGGUUGAGCGGAUGCGCGGCCGCCCAGCCCGCAUUCAAACCGGGCUUCACGCCCCUCGUGCCGCCCGCGUACCCGCUCGCCGUGCGCAACCCCUACCUCUCGGCGUGGGUGCCGGGCGCGCGCGCCGCCAAGACGCUGCCCCGGGCGCAGGCGCACUUCUGGACCGGGCAGCCGCUGGGGUGGGCGGUGCUCGCGCGCGUCGACGGCAAGGCGUACAGCCUGUUCGGGACGCCGGAGCUGGCGGGCGACGACGUCGACGUCGAGGCAGCCAAGGUCGUCGGCGGCGAGUACACGUCGACGCGGACGGCGUUUGCCGUCGAGGCCGGGGGCGUGCGCUUCUCGCUGGACUUUCUGUCGCCGGCGUUUGUGGGCGCGGACGCGGCCAGCCUGGUGCAGCAGAGCCUGCCGCUCAGCUUCCUGACUGUCUCGGCUGCCCUGGUCGAUCCCCACAAGGUCCCGAGACAUCCCGACGUUAGCGUCUACUCGGACAUUGACAACAAGUGGCUCGGCCCGCUGCCCGACACGGACCCGGCGUUUACGCUGACCCGCGCGAACCAGGGCAGGACGCACGUGUGGACCUGGGAGUCGACGCGCCGGGGCAAUGUGUACCAGGAGAAGAACAACAUGGCCGCGUGGGGGCAGGUGUUGUACGCCAGCCAUGCCAAGGACGACGGCGCCAUGACCAUGGCCUUUGGCAAAGAGGACGACGUGCGCAAGCAGUUUGUGCAAAACGGCACGCUGGACGAGCUGGCGGCGCCGGUGCCCAAGUGGAACAGCUCGGGGACGCCCGUGUCGGCGUACGCGCACGCGCUGGGCCGGCUGGACGCAGCAAAGGCGACGAACGUGACGUUUGGCGUGGCCAUGGUGCGCGACCUGGCGGUGCGCUUCUACGGCACCGACUACGCGCCCUACUACAAGACGCGGUACCCGCAGCGGGCGGACACGGUGACGGCCGUGGCGGACGCGUUUGGCGCACUGGAAAAGACGCAGGAGACGUGCAAACGGCUCGAUCGCAGGGUCCACGACGCGUCGGUGGCGACGGGCGGCGCCAACUACUCGCACAUCACGACGCUGUCGGUGCGGCAGGUGCUGGGGGCCGUGGACGUGACAGUGCCGGCCGACACGCUAGACGCGGGCAACGCGACGGCGUGGAUGAAGGAGAUAUCGAGCAACGGCGACAUCCAGACGCUCGACAUCAUCUUCCCGGCCAUUCCCUUCUUCUACUGGCUCUCGCCGGGGUACAUCCAGCUGCUGCUGCGCCCCAUCCUCCAGUACCUCGAGAUGAGCCGGCUCAGCCGCGCCGCCGUCGACAACACGAACAAGAACAAGAAGCAGAACAACGCCCCCGGCUGGCCGCACCCCUGGGCCGUGCACGACCUGGGCGACCGCGCCUACCAGAACGGCGGGUACCCGCGCGCGGCGGGCCACGACAACGGCCGCUCGGAGCAGAUGCCGCUGGAGUCGACGGGGAAUUUGCUGAUUCUCGCAUACAUGCACCAGCGGGCGACGGGCUCCAAGGCCUUAGGGACGCAGUACCGCGCGCUGCUGGACGGGUACGCAAGCUACCUGCGCGCCAACGGGCUGCGGCCCUCGGCCCAGCUCGCGACCAACGACGGCGCCGGCAAGCUCGCGAACCAGACGAACCUCGCCGUCAAGGCGGCCGUGGCGCUGAACGCGCACGCGCACAUGUACGCCAACGCCAGCGCGGCGCAGGGGGCGCGGGCCAUGGCGGCCGCGAUCGCGAGCAAGGAGUACGGCCUCUCAGACGACAGCUCGCACCUCCUCCUCGCGUACCACGAGCCGGCGACGUGGGGCCUGAUGUUCAAUCUGUACCCAGACACACUCCUCAACCUCAGCACCUUCGCGCCCGAAGUCCACGCCAAGCAAGCGCGCGCCUACGCGGCCAAACACGCCGCCCUGCCCGCGUCAGCGCGCGGCCUGCCCAUCGAUUCGCGCGGCGACUACGGCAGCUCGAACUGGAUGUUUUUCUGCGGGGCGGCAGACCCCGAGGGGCGGCGCGGCGCGGCAAGAAAGGCGUUUCUGGACGACGUGCAUGCUUAUCUGGCGAGUGGGAUGGGCGAGGGGGUGCCCUUUUGCGAUCGCUUCUUUGUGAGUGGGGAGGGCGCGGGCAGGCCGAGUCCGGCUGGCCAUGCGUUUAGGGCGCGCCCGGUUGUGGGGGGGCAUUUUGCUGUGCUGGCUUGGGGGGAGGGGUGGGUUGGGUUUGGAUGGGUGUGUGGGCUUUUGGGUGGAGCGUGGCGUUGGGGUUUGGGUUUGGGUAUGGUGGGUGGGUUUAUUGCGCUUACCUCUUUUUCUUCUUCCUCUUUCACCUCUCCCUAA
Molecule: messenger RNA, 2346 nt
Organism: Aplosporella prunicola CBS 121167
Lineage: Eukaryota; Fungi; Ascomycota; Dothideomycetes; Botryosphaeriales; Aplosporellaceae
Exons: 2
Source: RefSeq, a predicted model, not a curated record